Syngnathoides biaculeatus (alligator pipefish) is the source of this 6928-nucleotide messenger RNA. It is a transcript of the gene usp31, whose product is annotated as ubiquitin specific peptidase 31. The transcript has 16 exons. The record is from RefSeq and is a predicted model, not a curated record. The coding region runs from base 680 to 4465 and encodes 1261 amino acids. Lineage: Eukaryota; Metazoa; Chordata; Actinopteri; Syngnathiformes; Syngnathidae. Gene Ontology annotation, molecular function: cysteine-type deubiquitinase activity. Gene Ontology annotation, biological process: protein deubiquitination.
GCUUAUUGCGUCGUCUACAGGCAAAGCAGAGAACUGCAACCCCUGCCAAUGUUGUUUUCUUCCAGAACAGUAGGGGGCGAGACAUCCGCAUGCAACGCCUGGCCAGUGGUCUGCCAAAACAAACAGCAAGUUACGAGAAGAAGAAGAAUCGGGAGGAGAAGGCAUCCUUGCUAUUUGGCAAAAGAGGUUGAACGUGCCUUCCGAAUUUGCAAACAAUAUUCAAAUGAUCCAAUAUUUUGACACGCUCUCUACAUGGAAUGUCACCUUGCGCUCGCCAUGGCGAACUUUCGCUCCUUGCUGGAUCCGGACCUGUCGGCUGAACACGACCGGUGCCGUUUUUUCGGCCCCCGUCUGCGCAGCUAGCGUUAGCCACCUCGGCUAACACCAACGCCGUUCGAGCGUAAGGCAAGUCGGAGUUGCGUCGUUGCUAUGCGGCAGCCGACCGCAAAGUGAGGCGACUCCGGCACAGAGCUCGCAGCCUACACCGAAAGGGAAGGAGCGAACGCGGCAGUUGUUUUAAUAGUUGCCGGUAUGUUAUUUAACAAGUGGGGGGGAGAGACUUUAGUUACAAUCAUGUUAUGCCUGGAGAAUCGUUAGUGAACGGAUGGAGCGACGGACAUCACCCCGCUGAAGGUCUCGCUUGACUCGGGCUCGGGGGCAAGGACGUGCGGGUGCAAUCAUGUCGUGUAAAGCCGCCACCAAGGACAAGAAGACGAGCUUCGGUAAGAAGUUGUUCAGGCGAGGCUCGGUGCGCUCCGUGGGAAGCUUCAUGGGCAAAGUCUUGAGGACUCUCACAGCCUUGUCCCACUUCGGUUCGGAGGUGCAAGCCGACGACGACAAGGAUGACGGGGGCUUCUCUGCCUUUCAAUCUGGACUUAAGGACACCCCCGUGGACGACGGGGACAUCGGGCUGUUCCUCUCCGGCGAGAGGAUUCCCGGCGUGUCCGGGCUGAAGAACCACGGCAAUACCUGCUUCAUGAACGCCAUCCUGCAGUGCCUCAGCAACACGGAGCUCUUCGCCGAGUAUCUCGUUCUGGAGCACUACAGGGAAGACGACACCAACGAGGGGGAUAAACCGCAGACAAACGGCGUCCAUGUGCAGAAGAAAGGUCCCAUGGCCAAGGGGGAAGUGACUGAGCAACUGUCUGGACUUGUCCGGGCUUUAUGGACUUUUGAGUACACCCCCCAGCACAGCAGAGACUUCAAGAACGCAGUGUCCAAGAACGCCACACAGUUUAAAGGGAACGCGCAGCACGACGCUCAAGAGUUCUUGCUGUGGCUGCUGGACCGAGUCCACGAGGACCUCAACACUGUCAACCCCGUCGGCAGGCCGACCAUCAGGCCGCCCACCGAAGACGACGACCAAACCGCCGACGGACCCUCCCCGCCGCUCUCUGCUGGCUCGUUUGUGCAGGAGCUCUUCCAGGCUCAAUACAGGUCUUCCCUCACCUGCCCCCAUUGCCAAAAACAGAGCAAUACCUUUGACCCCUUCCUGUGCAUCUCCUUACCCAUCCCCCUGCCACACACGCGGCCGCUGUAUGUCACAGUGGUCUACCAGGGGAAGUACUCUCACUGUUUGAGGAUCGGGGUGGCCGUCCCCCUCAACAGCACCGUGUUCCGGCUCCGAGACGCCGUGUCACGCGAGAUCAAGAUGCCAAUGGACCAGUUCAUUUUGACCGAAAUGUACUACGACGGCUUCCAUCGCUCCUUCUGCGACGACGACGACGACCUGGACAUUAUCCAAGAGAGUGACUCCAUCUUUGCCUUUGAGACGCCGGAGACAUUUAAACAGGACAACCUGCGCACAAAAAGAGGAAGUCUUCUGGCCAACCUGAACCACAACAACCUGAAGUACGGCGUGGAAAAUGGCCGCACGCCGUCUUUCAUGCAAGGGGCGAUGACUCCCGUGGCAUCACCAAAUAAGAACCUGGCCCCUGAAAAAAUGAUCCUGCUGGUGUGCAAUCGAGCCUGCACCGGCCAUCAAGCAAAAAGGUUCGGCUUGCCUUUUGUACUGUACAUGGAGCGCUUGGCUACGUGGGACAUGCUGCAAAAGGAGAUUCUGGAGAAAAUGCGUCAUCUUUUACGACCUGGUGCCUACAUUCAGGUGGGACCUUUUAGCCUCCGUGUGGUCGGCGUGGUGGGGAUCACCUACCUCCUCCCUCAAGACGAGCGACCGCUGUGUCACCCGACGGUAGACAGAGCAUACAAGUCGUGUGGACAGGGCGGGCCACCCCAUGUGAAGAUUGUGGUGGAGUGGGACAAAGAGACCAAAGACUACCUGUUCGGACACACCGAGGAGGAGUACAUCCCCGACGCCGAGAGCGUGUACCUGCACAGAGAUCAGCACCACCAGCCGCAGGCCUGCACGCUGGCUCAGUGUUUCCAGCUGUACACUAAAGAAGAGCAGCUGGCCCCAGAUGACGCCUGGCGCUGCCCUCACUGCACGCAGCUGCAACAGGGCCGCAUCAAGCUCAGCCUGUGGACGCUGCCCGACGUGCUCAUACUACAUCUCAAGAGGUUCAGACAGGAGGGUGACCGCAGGGUGAAGAUGCAAAACAUGGUGAGGUUCCCUCUCAUGGGCAUGGACAUGGCGCCUCACGUGGUGAAAAGAAGCCAGAGCAGCUGGAGUUUACCCUCACACUGGUCGCCGUGGAGAAGAUCCUACGGGCUGGGGAGGAACCCAGAUGACUUCCUCUACGACCUCUACGCCGUGUGCAACCAUCACGGGAGCAUGCACGGCGGCCACUACACCGCCUACUGCAAGAACUCCGUCGAUGGUCAGUGGUACUGCUUUGACGACAGCGAGGUUGCGCCGGUGGCCGACGACGACGUGUGUCAACAGACCGCCUACAUACUCUUCUACCAACGCAGGACCGCCAUUCCUUCAUGGUCUGCCAACAGCUCGGUUGCAGGCUCGACCAGUUCUUCCUUGUGCGACCACUGGAUUAAUAGGCUGCCGGGGAGCCGACCCGCCAGUCUUGCGUCCGGCGCCUCGUCCCGACGCACUUCGCUGGCUUCGCUGGCCGAGUCGGUGGAGAUCCCCGGAGAACGCAGCGAAGACGAUGGUGGUUUCUCCGUCCGGCCCUUCGUGAGGAGCAUCCAGCGUCAGAGCGUGACCUCCAGGUCAUCCGUAGCCAGCCAGUUGGGCUUCUGCGACAGCGGCGUCAAACCGUCGUGGUCGCUCUCGGCUAAGCUGCACAUCCGUUCCAACUCGCCCUCCCGCUUCUCCCUGGACUCUCGCUGCUCGCCGCCCCUCGAGAGGAUCGGCGAGGCCUGUGACGAUCGCGUCUCCACCUCCUGCUUCGGCGGCUACAGCCGGCACGAGCGCUACUUCGCUAACAGGAGCCCGCUGUCCACGGUGGAGCGCAACUACUGCGAGCACGACAACAACAAAAGGUUCCUGGACAUGGUGUACUGCCGCGCUCCCACGCCCGUGGAGAAGACGACGGAAAACAACAACCAGAUUACAGCAAUAGACCAAAACAUCCAAAACGCCCCCUCCAAGGAGCAGAAGCGUAAGAGCAGCGCCGGCAAUUUUGUCUCCAAGGCAGAAAACGCUGGCGCCAGCAAAACCACCAAAGCAGAGCCCGGAAAAACCGCCAAGAAGCGUCUGUGCUCGACCCACAAGCCCUCGCCGCCGGAGACGCUCACCAGCACACCUGUGAAAGGCAAAAAGCCCAUUGCGGCUAAAGAGAAGAGCGACAAGAAAAGCACGCCCACGCCCAGCGGGACGCCCUCCAAAACCAAGGAGUCGCUCCAUCCUCCAGUUUCCGCCCCGCAACACCGUCUUUGCGUUGGCUCGACGCCCAAAUCGUCAGCGACGCCCUCUCCAAGCGCCAAGAAGAACCCCGGCGUCCCGCAGAAAAACCCCGAGAACAGUCGCACGCGCCUGAUCGAGAGGAGCUACAGUCGGGAUUCUGUGGUCAGCACUCAGCGAGGAAGCAUCGCAGCGCGCUCUUCCGCCCCCAAGGCGACGGAGAGCGGCCGGCUGGAGCGCAGAUCCGUCCGCAGCUCCAGCAGCAGCUCCUCCGUCACCAGCCUGCGCUCGCCCAGCGUGUCCACCAGGGAGCUGCAGCGCGCCAGCAAGACUGAAGAGAAAGGCUUGUCCUUCUUCAAGAGCGCCUUGCGACAACGGGAAAGCCGCCGGUCGGCCGACUUGGGGAAAAGCACGCUGCUCUUCAAAAGGGCCUCGGACAGGACGUGCAAGCAGAACGGCCAAGACAAGGAGGCCGGCGUCGAAUGCGGAAAGGCGGCGGACGCCGCGGCUUUCCCGCCGCCCGCAGACGCCCCAAAAUCGGAGCCUCUCAAGCCCGCGGGGUCGCUCGGUCGCUCCCUCCUGCACGUUGGCAAGUCCAAGUCUUCCUCUGCGGACGUGAGUAUCAAGUCUCCCGCUAACGGGAGGAAGCCCCUGGAAAAGAAGACGUCUUCCCGAAAGUUGUCGUUGGGCACUCAGCGGCCUCAGUGACACGGCUAGCGUACGUACGCCUCUCUCUGAAUGCAGCUACUGUACAUUCUUUGUGCCUACCUUCUACUCAUAGCGAUAAAGAUUCGAACUUGGCUGACUCACCCCCUCCCCAAUAUAUUAUAUAUAUCUAUAAUUUGAAGUUUCUGGAAGGAAGACGUCACAUCACACUCAAGGCUGGAUUUACACUGCAGAUUCCUAUUCAAUGGGCGCAAUCAACUUCUGGCUGUUUGGCAAUCGCAAAUUCACGUUUACAGAUUUUGGCGGGAACAUACUGUAUCGUUGGUUUGCUAAUUUGUGCUCAGGCCAAAGCGAUAAUAUUGCUUUGCCACCAUUUUGUGGCGUGAUCCAUACGCCGCAUUAAACCGCGGGCACCAUAUAUGUAAUCGUAGAGUUUUGCGUACAUUUCAACAGACACAGAUCGAUCAUGGUUGUGUAUACACUGAGGGAACAAAACACUUUCAAAGUGCAGAUUAAUAAAUGUCAACAUUGGGCAAUCCCAACACAGAAGUUAACAUUACCUAAAAAAUAAAAAUGUUAAACAUUUCGUAGCAUUUAGUUGAGUAGUUGAACUUGACUGACGGGAACCACGUUACUUCGCUCGCUACCGUUGCCCAGUUAGUCGCUUAUAUUUUACUUUCAUCAUAUUAAUUUAUCAAUGCUUUUUCUGUAAUUUCGAUUAACAGCAGGUUUUCUUUUUACCUGUUUGCUUGGGCAGGUGCUGAUGUGCACAUGUCACCACUCGUACUUUGACGUCCUCAGGCCAGCGUGUAUCCGAUGUGUGGAUUUUGCGUUGAGAAUGGAAGAUAUUUAAUUUGUGUCAUUUGUUUUGGAUGAUUCCAGUUGAUGCCGCUUAAGAGGUGGGGGGGGACACAGACAUUUUUACACACUAAGCAUGCAGUGUAAAUCCAGCCCAGGAAACUAUUUCACCUUGAUGGGUGACCCCCCAAAUCGUCUUUUUUCCCCAAAUAACAUCCCGAUGGUCUCCACUGCGGCGAGGAACACGCCCAAGCACGAAAAGCGGUUCAUUCCCAGACAUUUUUUAGGAACCGUUUUUUUCGUUACAGAUUAAUUUCAUCCAACACAUUCCUCCCUGCUAAACUAUGGAGGUUAAUAAGAGUCCAGGUUGUCGGUGGGUUUUUAGAUAUUUUACAAUUAUUUUUGUUGAGACUUUAUGAUAGAAAUGGUUUUAUAUGGAUGUUUUUUUUUCUUAAAAAAAGUUUUGGAAUGACACCCUUUAAGAAUAUAUAUAUAUCUAUAUAUAUAUAUAUAUAUAUAUAUAUAUAUAUAUAAUGGACGCGUCUGUAUAGAAGGUUCCAGUGUGUAGUAUGAACUGUUGUUUUUGUCUUUCCACAAGAAAGACGAUCUUAAGCGCCUUUUCAACACUAAUAACGCAAACCGAUACUAGUCUACUACUGUAUGCAUCACUGAGUAGGAAUGUUGUAUUAUUCUGCACUUUUAAGUAGAUGACUAGUUUCCUCUCCUCCAGUAACUCACGUUGGGACAACACUAGAAACUUUAACAAUGUGUAUCCGUUUCACAUGUCUUCUUAGCAUUAUGCGCUUUCAUGCCUUAGACUUACGACUAGAAGAAAAAGGUACAUUUAUGUCAUGUGACCCAACGCCCCUCUCCACAUGGUGCUGUUAACCGGGACGACGCGCCAAUCAAUUUCAAAGCAGAACUCGGCGGUACCUCUCUUUACGUGGGUUUUACUCCUUCAUAUGCCUGAAAAUGCAUCCAUUAUGGUAUCAUGACAUGUACCGUAAUUUCUGGCCUACAGAGCGCUCCUGUUUAUAAGCCUCACCCAGUACAUUUGGAAAGGAAAUACCGUUUGGUACAUACAUAAGCCCCACCUUUGUAAAGGCCGCAAGUGCCCACAUUGAAACACGAGAUAUUUACAAAGAAAGACGGUACACAGAAAGAAUUUUUUCGAAGUUUUAACACCUUUUCUUAACAUAGCAAAAACACGGUAGCACAAACAGGGCUGUUUAAAAAAAAAAAAAAAAAAACAGCUGCGGCAGCUACACAGUAGCAACAUAGCACUAACAGGACCGGUUAAAAAAAAGAUACCUAAAUCACUGACACAUGGCAAUACCACAGCAGCAACAUGCUAGCGUGGCGCUAGCAGGGCCGGUUAAAAAUAAGCAUACCGGUAGAAAUCACUAAGACACGGCAGUAACAUAGCAGCCAACACGCUAGCAUGGGGCUAAUGUUAGCGCGGCACUAACAGGGCCGGUUAAAAAAAAAAAAAAAAAAAAAUCACUGAGACGUGGCAGUAAUACAGCUGCAACAUGCUAGUGCGGCACUAACAGAGCCGGUUAUAAAAAAAAACGGUAAAAAUCACUGAGACGCCAAUAACACAGGAGCCAACACGCUAGCACAGCGGUAACAGGGCUGGUUAAAAAACAAAAACAAAAAAAAAACACACUGGUAAAAAUAACAGACACGGCAGUAACACAGCAGCAA